AUGAACAAGACAGCAGACGGCCAUGAUGGAGCAGAGGAACUUGAAGUGCUUUCGCAGAAUGUGUUGUUUUUGAUGAUGCUUAUUUUUUGCGGUGGCACAUUCUUUGCAACACAUAAGUCAAAAAUACCUCUACCGUAUACAGUAGUUUUAUUUUUGUACGGAAUCCUCGUCGGUUUUGUCGCGCACUGGAUCACCCCAGACGUUGCCGCAGCACUUGGUAACAUUCCACCGGAGCUCCUUUUCUACAUAUUUCUUCCAGUGUUAAUCUUUGAGGGAAGUUAUGCGAUGAAUGUGCAUGCGUUACGUUACGUGUUUCCUCAAGUGCUGCUUCUGGCAUCAGUUGGUGUUCUUAUUAACACAUGUCUACUUGCCCUACCUGUGGCGUGGUUUUUUCCAGAGUGGUCAUGGUAUGCAGCAUUACUCUUGGGAUCCUUGUUAUCUGCGACAGAUCCUGUGGCUGUGGUUUCGUUAUUAAAGGGUCUUGGCGUUGACAAUAGGAUUACAGCUAUGGUAGAUGGUGAGGCUAUUAUGAAUGAUGGUACAGCUAUCAUUGCGUUUAAACUCCUAUUACCUGCAGCGAGAGCGGGCUACAUGGGGGACCCAGUGUGGGUAAUCAUUCUAAAAAGCUUCCAACUUGCAUUUCUACCCAUUAUUGUUGGACCUGUCUUUGGAUUUAUACAAUCCUACUGGUUGCGCCGUGCCACCGGUGGGUUGGUUAAAGCAUGCAUCACAGUAUCUGUCACGUAUGUGUGUUACUAUGUCGCUGGAAACAUUAUAGGUACUAGUGGGGUCUUAACACUAUUUUUUAGCGGAACAUUUUUGAGCUUUUAUUGCCCUUCAUUGUUUCCUGGUCGCGAAGGGAAUUUGAUAUACAACAUAUGGGAAUUUCUGGUGCAUCUUGGAAACACAAUGCUGUUUUCUUUGGUGGGAGUCAUUUUGGUGGCCGAUGUGGUGCCUACAUUAAACAUGUUGGAUCUUCUAAUAAUUACCUGCAUGUACGCCGCAAUGCUAUUAGCACGCUUUUUAAUGCUAGAGAUACUUUUACCCAUUUUAAACCUUUUUUCGUAUCGACUGUCGCAGCAGGAGGUCACUCUACUUGCACAUGCAGGGCUUCGAGGUGGGGUCGCGGUUACGCUUGCCUUGGCGGUGCUUCAAACUGGAAUUGAGUCUGGGGUGAAUAUUUUAAAAGUCACCUGUGGAGUUGUACUUUUGACUCUGUUUUUAAACGCCACAACCGCCGAGCGAGUUGUGACGCUGCUGGGUCACAAACGUAAGGAGGAACAUCGCAUGGUGCAGAUGGACUACGCCUUGGAGUACCUGGAGGUUGUGAGUCAAAAGGCGCUUCAGCGCAACAAGAACAAGUCCUCCUACCGAAGUGCCAACUGGGCCGCCGCAGAGACGUAUGUGCAAGAACACCUCUGCAACCCUUAUAAAGGCAUGAGUUCCUUGAGAGAAGACGAUGACAUUGUUGUAAAUCGUCUUCUUAUGAAGGCCUUUAAGGCCUCCUUGUGGCGUCAGCGAGAUGAGGAUCUCAUCACUGAAACGGUUGUCUUAGCCAUAGGACGCGCCGUCGCACGAGCUAUCGAUGCGGGAAUGUUGAUUGAAGUCAAGGAUUUGCACGGGAGAAAGCUGUCUCCGCAUGUAGCAGUGACGGACGAAUUAGAGGCUCGCCUAAUAGAAGAAAAUCUUCUGCCGUUCUGGGUUACUGUUUUGGAAUGCUUUCUAGGUAAGGGAUACCUGGGCUGGGCGCACAUGCGUGUGCAGCAAAACGCCUUUAUGACGCUACUUUCCUUCUCACGGUGCCUUGACGAGAUAGGCCCUAUUAAAUAUCAGUACGCCAAAAAUGAACAACAGGGGCGACGCAUUGAAGCCUGGAUUACAUCACAGCGAGAGGAGGUGCGUCGUGUUAUUCGUCUCCUGUACGCAACCUAUCCUGUAGCCACGAUGUGCGUCACCACGACUCGUGCUGUCUUGACGGCUGUGGACCAAAUUCGUAAAGGCGUGGAGGAGUUGCAUGAGUCGCACGGGUUUGGGGCAAGACCUACCGCCGCCCUGGAGGAGAUGGUGCAUGACAUGUAUGAACGCAUACCACGAUCGUGGGAGGCGCCGCGAGUCGACAAUGAAUUGGUGAUUGCGGCUCUGGCAGCGACGCCGCUAGGUCGCGGACUGGAUCCUCAAGAAAUUAGCACAAUAAGUGCCAUGGGAAACGCCAAGAAUCUAAACGAGGGCGAUGAAAUACAACUGGACGAGAACUUGUUUUACGUUGUCGUUUUUGGUUCUUUAAAACCAAAACUUGGCCGAUGGACGGCGUCGAAUGAGGGUCAGCGCGGCUUCGGAUGCGUCCUUGGCCUGGAGCAGUUUGUGGUUCCCCCGCAGCUGCGUGAUAACCAGCUGAGCCGCUGGGUUGUGGCGAGUACCGAGUGCCAGCUUCUAUGUAUCGCGUACAGCUGCAUCAAGCCCUUUCUAUGGGAAAAAUCGGUGGCCGCCGUGCAGGCCUUUUGGCGGGCUGUGGCGGUGGAAACGCUCCUCCCUGCCCUGGAGCACAUGAUCACACUGCCGCCUCACCUGGCACAGUCGUCGCGCGACCACUUUACGAGUAUUAUGAUGAGCGGGGACCCGCUCAUUGGCCCCAAGGAGUGCAACGCCAAGGAGUGGUCGCGGCAGUUUCAACUAUGUUUUUACCUACGCGGGUCGGACACCACGGGUCUCUUUCGUAGCGGGCAUACCGCGCCGUGCUACAUCUCUGCAUUUUUUGCCCGGCGCCUAAAGUGGGAGGAUCCACGGGUCGUGCUCUACGCCGUUCCAGUAAACGUGAGCGAUAGUGGUUACGUUCCGUGGUCACAGAGCACCAACAACAGUUUAAGUGGGUCUUUGCCGCUACGCAGAUCAUCGUCGGUGGAGGUGGAUCUUUCUUCUGCGAUUAUGAUGGACUCUAUUCCCCAAGAAAUUUCCAGCACCUACGCAAAGGCGGCGGAUAUCUUUAGCAGCAUCCUUCUUGGAAACAUUCCCGGUGAGAGCCGUUCCAGCGUGUCUAGGCCUGAGCUCUCCUGCGUGGAUGUUAACGGCUUUGAAGACCAUGACGUCUGCAUCUUGCAAAAUCCAGAAGCUUUUGUCACGAAUGUGCCGUAUUUGAAUCAACUUUUUCUGCGCUACGCGACCGUGCUUGAAGUGCUCUGUAUUGCCGCCCUGCGUUACGUCCGUGUCCCGACGGACCCCCUAAACGUCCAGCAUGCUCGGUGCAUUUCAGUGCAGACGUUGGAGUUUCUUAUGGUGUUCUUCAACGAGCUGACGCUGCUCUCCCUGGCGCUGCGCCGUCUUGCACAUCGGGGCGCAGCGGCGGCUUCCCCCGACGAUCACGCCGCAGAACGGGAGGAGGCGAGGCAGGAGCAGGAUGACGAGUUGGAGGAUAUGAAGAUGAUAUGCAAAGUCAUUACGUGGAAUCGCAUGGCCGAGAUGCACGGGGCGUUUCAACUCCGGAUCAUGGUGCUGCAGAUGAAGUCGCUGGCGAAUCGGCGCUUUCGCCAACUCUCCGUGUCGCUGCGGGCCCUGGAGGAGGAGCACCCGAGCUUAAGGGAGGCGGACUCGGUAGAAGAGCUGCAGCGCAUUUUAUUAGAACUGAACCCCUACGAGUAA
Trypanosoma conorhini is the source of this 3633-nucleotide messenger RNA. Its product is annotated as Na/H antiporter-like protein. Lineage: Eukaryota; Euglenozoa; Kinetoplastea; Trypanosomatida; Trypanosomatidae. Gene Ontology annotation, molecular function: sodium:proton antiporter activity. Bases 1 to 3633 code for a protein of 1210 amino acids. The transcript has a single exon. Gene Ontology annotation, biological process: proton transmembrane transport. Gene Ontology annotation, cellular component: membrane. The record is from RefSeq and is a predicted model, not a curated record.